AAGUGUUCACGUGCAGUCCGUCACUUCCUCACGUGAUACGAAUGUAGGGAAAUAGGGAAUUAUAUUGUAGUUUAUCCUAAAGAUUAAAGUAUCGAGUUUAGAAUUUUAUUACGGAAAAUUAUGUUUUAAUAUUAUAGAUGGCAUGUCGCAUUACGAUACGGUAAUUCAUCUUGUUGCCGGAGGUUUGGGAGGAACUGCAGGUGCUAUUGCUACUUGUCCCUUAGAAGUUGUGAAAACCAGGCUGCAAUCAUCUGUUGCAAAUUUUAAUUUUUCUCAAACAUCAUUAUCUCAUCAGAAAUACCAAUUUUGUGCUUGUGCUCCAAGAGAUUUUCAUUGUUCUGAAAGAAUUGUGCCAUUAACAUCAGAAAAAAGAUCAUUUGGAAUUUGGAGAUGUCUUAGGCACAUUGUAGAAACUGAAGGCACAAGAGCACUUUUCAAAGGUCUUGGUCCUAAUUUAGUUGGUGUUGCCCCAUCCAGGGCCAUUUAUUUCUGCACUUAUUCUCAAACAAAGAACUUCUGUAAUUCCAAGUUCACACCAGAUACUCCUUUAGUACAUCUCUGUUCAGCAGCAUGUGCUGGUUUUACAUCAUGUACUUUAACUAGUCCUAUAUGGUUCAUAAAAACAAGAUUGCAGUUAGACCAAAGAGAAUAUGGUCGAACUAGUACACUUCAGUGUAUUCGAGACGUUUAUAAAUCCAAAGGAAUUAGGGGAUUUUACAAAGGAAUUACUGCAUCUUAUUUUGGUAUCUCUGAAACAAUGAUACAUUUUGUGAUAUACGAGUUUUUAAAAGCAAAAUUAAGGAAGUGUCGAGAAGAUAUCAAUUAUUGUCACAAAGAUAAAUCUACAAGAGAUUUUAUGGAAUUUAUGUUGGCAGGUGCAACAUCUAAAACUUGUGCUUCAAUCCUAGCUUAUCCACAUGAGGUAGUUAGAACAAGAUUAAGGCAAGAAGGAACUAAAUAUAUUUCCUUUUUUCAAACAUUAUUUCUGGUUUUUAAAGAGGAAGGAUACCAAGGCCUGUACAGAGGAUUGGGAACACAGUUAGUACGUCAGAUUCCAAAUACUGCAAUCAUGAUGACUGUCUAUGAAGCAGUUGUCUAUCUACUCGCUAAUUACCCCUAUCAAGUUCCUACCAUUCAGAUCUGCGAAGAGGAAGAGGAACAAUAUUAAAAACUGGCAGCUAUUUAGAUAUUUUCAGAAUGUAAUUAUGUAUAAAAAUUAAAUGCUCAUUGUAUAUAUAAGGAAAUGUACAGUUCUUACUACAUUUUUGUAAAUGUCAUUCAAUUUGUUUGCCAGUUUUUGAUGCAAACUGGCCUUUAGUUUUUUUGUAGUUCUUAAAGUUUUAGUCAAUCUCACUUGUUAAAAUUGUGCAUUCCAUCUAGUCACCAUUAUUUACUCUGUAUUAAUUCACAAAAUUUAUUCUUAUUUCUAAGCUUUUCAUUACCCAUUACACAGCUAUUUUGUAAAUUGU
Molecule: messenger RNA, 1469 nt
Organism: Centruroides sculpturatus (bark scorpion)
Lineage: Eukaryota; Metazoa; Arthropoda; Arachnida; Scorpiones; Buthidae
Product: solute carrier family 25 member 36-A-like
Exons: 7
Coding region: 143-1168 (341 amino acids)
Biological process (GO): pyrimidine nucleotide import into mitochondrion
Cellular component (GO): mitochondrion
Molecular function (GO): pyrimidine nucleotide transmembrane transporter activity
Source: RefSeq, a predicted model, not a curated record